Messenger RNA from Talaromyces stipitatus ATCC 10500, 735 nucleotides. RefSeq names its product transcriptional regulator, putative. The record is from RefSeq and is a predicted model, not a curated record. Bases 1 to 735 code for a protein of 244 amino acids. Lineage: Eukaryota; Fungi; Ascomycota; Eurotiomycetes; Eurotiales; Trichocomaceae. The transcript has 2 exons.
AUGUAUCUUCGUACAGUUCAUGCAGAGGGAAACCUCGCCAUUCUCCAGGAAUUCGUCAAACAGAACCCUUUGGGAAUUCUUAACACUGCCCUCAAGUCCACGGUUUACCCGUUCAUUCAAUCUAGUCAUAUUCCGUUUGUGUUCAAUGUUGAUACAAGUGCAACGGGGCACGAAGACAACCAGCAGGGUUAUGGGGUUCUACGAGGUCAUAUCGCCAAACAAAAUCCGCAGGCAAAGGUCUUAAUCGAAACGCUGGCUGCUACACAGACUGAGCUUGGGGAUGAAACUAUCAGAGAACUUCCAGAAGACGUGCUGGUGCUAUUCAAUGGACCUCAUCAUCACUACGUGACGCCCAAAUUCUACGUUGAAACUAAACCCACCACGGGUAAGGUUGUGCCAACAUGGAAUUAUUCUGCCGUUCAAGUCUACGGUAAAGUGGAGGACUUGAGUAGACAAGCAGAAACAUCCAUUAUGGGAUACACGGGGGGAGGCAAUCUUUCCCCCUGGGAGGUUUCUGACGCGCCUGUGUCUUAUAUUGACAUCCUCAAGAAGAAUAUUAUUGGAAUUGAAAUCCGAAUUCAUCGAAUGGAAGGAAAAUUCAAGUUGAGUCAAGAAAUGGGUAAAGGAGACAGAGAAGGUGUCAUUCAGGGAUUCGACAAUUUGAACAGUGACGUUGGAAGGAACAUGGCGGAGAUGGUGAAGGACCGUGGGAAUAAGAAGGACGAGGGAGCUUGA